CGUGCAGGGAGAAAGUUCCGAUAGAGAGCGAGAGUCCGAGUAUAAGACGCGGUAGCGGAGCGAGAAAAAUAAUUUAUCGCUGGUGCAUCUGAAGAUAAACGGUCAGGAUGAGGACGAAAUUCGUCCUGAUAGCUUGCUUGGCAAUAGCGAGAGAAGUAUUUGGUACUCAAGUGUACGAGGAGACGAGUGACUCUUCGCAACAAUGGCAGCCGUGGAACCAAGCCUCAAAUGAAAAACAAGAAAUGCGUGAUCAGCGUGAUUUCGUCACGUUCGACAACCCUAAUACCUCACAACAGAAAGAGACGCAACAACCGCUGCUUUACAAUGCGAAUAUUCAAUCGAGUGGCAGUGGAGUGGCCAACGUCGUUGGUCAACAAUCAAUUGAUUCUGUGAUCGAUAAUAUUAUCGUAUCUAAUCGGCAAGGUCGCAAUCUUGAAGAAUAUAAUGAAAUUUAUUCUGAUCCUAAAAUAAAAAAUGCUCUGCAGCUCGACAAUGAUACGCUCGCACGUAGUUUCAUCAAGGACAAGCUUUGCUCUCUCAGUUUGAUCAGCUGCGAGGAGGUGGAAGAACGACGACCUUACUAUUCUCCACACCGCGAUAUUCAUCCCCACGAUGUUAUCUAUGCUCAACCGGUGACCAUCAAGCCAGUAGGCCGUCCACUUCCAGCCAUACCCGUAAAACGACCUUAUGGUCCAGCGAAACCGAUACCAUUUCCUAAUUUUGGUUCUUCGUUGGGACCCCAUGUUUUUCCUGGACCCGGACCGACGUUCGGUAGACCUCCGCCUCCGUUUGUCGGGCCUUAUCCUGGAUACAAGAAACCCGGUCUGCCUCUCCCAUUAGGGUCCAAACCCAUAUACGAACCCAGCGAGUCCGAUUUCGAGGAUAAAUUUAUCGAUAAGAAGCAGGUGGUUCUCCAUCAACCGACUGCCGCAGGUGUUCAGCAACACGUUCAUCAUCAUUAUCAUCAUGGAGAUGCCGAUGGCACCGUGGCGCACAAUCCUGCCGUAGGCGCAUCAUCUCCUCCAUUCGGUGGCAUCGGCAAUUAUGGUUAUGGAAACGGCGGUACUUAUGGCAGCUUGAUCAAUGAUUUCGAAGAUUACAAGAAAACGUUUAACAUCAAAACGCCCACGAGCAACAAUGACAACCCGUCGGUCUCUUCCUCGUCCGUGAAAGGUUAUGCCGAUCGUUACCCCACUUACGUGAAACCAAACAGCAAACAGUUUACUCCCGGUGGACAAUUUGUCUCCAGUCAGAUCUUGGAGAAUGGUGGUUCCCCCGGUGAUUAUUCGUUCAAUAACGGUGCCGACAACAGUUUCGAUUCCUCGUCGUACGACGAUUGCAUAUGCGUACCAUACGAUCAAUGCUUGAUAUCCAAUCACGUAGGCCGUAAAGACGAUCUCUACUUGGCGAUCGAUCCGCGCAAUCUCGACAAGGGUAUCGAGGCCGAAACUGACGAGGUAGUAAUCACCGACGGAAACGGCACAAUGACUGUCGUAAGGGUGCCCAAGGGAGCGAACGAGACCGAGCAGAUCGUGCAAACGAAAAACGAGCAGACGGAGAAAACAGAAGUUACGAAGCGAAGCAGCAGGGAUGUCAAGCACGUUACCAAGAAGGACGACGAGCAGGUGAUACAAGAAAGACUGACGGUAGGAACCGGCAAUCUGGACUCCUCGAAAUUGAACGUGAAGCCGACUUGGGGCGUCAGUUUCGGCCUACCGCAAACCGGUGGUGUCGGUCCAAUCGCGCCCCACCCUGGUUAUCCCCUGGGAACCCCGGGGUAUACCCCGGGCUACGGGCUGGUUGGCGGACAGGGCAUAAAUCUAGGUCCGGUCGCUGUGAAUCCGCUCGUAGCGGUGCAGGUCACCAAAGACGAGUACGGCGAGAAGAUCAUCAAGCCUUACGUGAACCUUCAUGUAACGCCCAAUCCAGGACUUAUUCACAAGCUAGGCCAUCUCCUGGCUCACAAGAAAUAUGGACUAUACGGCGGUCAUUACGGUGGUCAUUAUGGCGGUCAUUACGACGGACAUUACGGCGUUUACGCUCCUCAUUAUCACAUGCAUCACGAGAGACCGAUCUAUCAUUAUCCGUCCAGACCGCCGUUCUAUCCAUCGCACAAUAUUCAUCAUCAUGAACCGAUCUAUUACAAACCUCACAGCGGACAAUACUAUCCUUCCUACUUAUAUAAAGACGAUAACGACGAUUACGAUGACUACGAUUAUUCGGAUGAUUAUCAGGAUAAUUACUAUAGAAACGCUCGUGCGAGAAACGCGUCAACGACGAAAGGUAGACAAUUCUUGACAAAGGAUUUAUCGAAGGUUUCGCCGGAAGGACUGACCGGCAACGAACGACAGAAGAGCGGGAAGAUUACCUUCUCAAACAGAAGGAGACGCGACACGACGGCGUUUAACGAAACGACAUCGGAGAGACGAUAUGGACGUCCAGCUUGCAAUUCUUAUCACGUCUGCUGCCCAAGAUCGCAGAUAAUAGGAGUGAAACACGGUCAAUGCGGAGUUAGAAACGCACAGGGCAUCAAUGGCCGUAUCAAGACCCCAAUCUACGUCGACGGAGAAUCUGAAUUCGGUGAAUACCCGUGGCACGUAGCUAUUCUAAAGAAGAUCACCACGGAAAGUGUCUACGUUUGCGGAGGUACUUUGAUCUCGUCCCGACAUAUCAUUACUGCUGCUCAUUGCAUCAAAACCCAUGCCCCUCGUGAUCUUCGCGCACGAUUAGGCGAAUGGGAUGUGAAUCACGAUGUCGAGUUCUACCCCUACAUCGAACGCGACGUCGUGAAUGUCUUCGUGCACCCUGAGUACUACGCUGGCACUCUUGCCAAUGACAUCGCUAUUCUGACGCUGGAUCAUGACGUCGAUUUCUCAAAGAACCCUCACAUUAGUCCAGCCUGUUUACCAAAUAAAUACGACGACUUUAUUGGAACAAGGUGCUGGACCACCGGAUGGGGCAAGGAUGCUUUCGACGAUCGCUCCAAGUAUUCUAACUUGUUGAAAGAGGUAAACCUACCUGUCGUCAGCAACCAUGUGUGUGAGCAGCAGAUGAGGCAAACGCGGCUAGGACACAGCUUCACGCUUCAUCCGGGCUUCAUCUGCGCCGGCGGCGAGGAGGGCAAGGAUGCCUGCAAGGGCGAUGGCGGCGGUCCCAUGGUCUGCGAGCGUCAGGGCCACUGGCAGUUGGCUGGCGUCGUCUCCUGGGGCAUCGGUUGCGGCCAACGAAACGUGCCUGGCGUCUACACACGCGUCUCACACUAUCUCGACUGGAUUCACCAGAUUGUCGGAUCUGUGAAUUACUGAUAAGAGAAAAUUCGAAUCAAGUCGUAUUUGACAUAAAAAAAGACAUGGCAAAGUUUCAUUUCUUCAAAAUUAGACAAUCGUUUGGAAAAAUCGGUGACGAUGGUUCACAAUAUUUUAAUUUCGUACAUAUAUAGAGAAA
This is a messenger RNA of Trachymyrmex cornetzi, 3444 nucleotides long. RefSeq lists its product as uncharacterized. Gene Ontology annotation, molecular function: serine-type endopeptidase activity. Gene Ontology annotation, biological process: proteolysis. The transcript is spliced from 8 exons. Lineage: Eukaryota; Metazoa; Arthropoda; Insecta; Hymenoptera; Formicidae. Bases 108 to 3305 code for a protein of 1065 amino acids. The record is from RefSeq and is a predicted model, not a curated record.